This is a messenger RNA of Penicillium chermesinum, 1158 nucleotides long. RefSeq names its product protein C-terminal leucine carboxyl O-methyltransferase ppm1 (gene ppm1). The coding region runs from base 1 to 1158 and encodes 385 amino acids. Lineage: Eukaryota; Fungi; Ascomycota; Eurotiomycetes; Eurotiales; Aspergillaceae. Gene Ontology annotation, biological process: C-terminal protein methylation. The transcript has a single exon. The record is from RefSeq and is a predicted model, not a curated record. Gene Ontology annotation, molecular function: protein C-terminal leucine carboxyl O-methyltransferase activity.
AUGGCCGCCCCACAGAUACCAAACCUCAAUACCCUUCGACGCGGCAGGGGAAGAGGACGAGGCGGAAGUCAAAGAACGGAAGAGGGGCCUGGUCGUACGAGCGGCAAAGACCGUGUUAUCCAAGGCACCGACAAUGAUGCGAGCGUCUCCCGUUUGAGUGCUGUCAGACUGGGCUACCUGGACGAUCCCUAUGCGGAAGCUCUUACACCAGCCGAAAACGCGGUGCGGAGGUUCCCGAUUAUCAACAGAGGGACAUACGUCCGGACGACGGCAAUCGAUGAGCUUGUCACACGAUUCCUUGGUCCAUACACGCCCCAGUCUGUGCCGAAGAGGAAACAAAUUAUUUCGCUCGGUGCGGGGUCAGACACGCGUGUCUUUCGACUGCUUGCCUCGCGGCAACCGCCAGACGUCAUCUAUCACGAGAUCGAUUUCGCGGUCAAUACUACUGCAAAAAUCAAGGCGAUUCGAUCAACGCCACUCCUACAACGGGCGGUGGGGAUCACUCCUUCAAACGACGAAGUAUCCCUGUCCGAAACGGGCGAUGCCCUCCACUCUCCGUGUUACCAUAUUCAUCCUCUAGACCUGCGAUCAUUAUCUGCUACAGAAGACCCCUCGAAAAUCAUGCCCGGCUUCAAAACAGAGCUCCCCACACUCCUUGUAUCGGAAUGUUGUCUUGUCUACUUAUCACCAACAGAGGCAGAGCAAGUUCUUUCAUGGUUUACCAAGGCCUUGGGCAAAGGGGCAGAUGUAACCGGGACGGCAAACAUCGAAACGCCCAUCACACCACUCGGCCUCAUCCUGUAUGAACCCAUUCGGCCAGACGAUCCAUUUGGCCGGACAAUGGUGGCCAACCUCGCCACGCGGGGGAUCAAGCUGCAAACCCUCCAAAAAUACCACUCUCUGGGCGCACAACGCACCCGUCUGAAAGAGCAAGGGUUUAUCAGCACACAAGCCGCUGCUGACAUUGAAUUCAUAUGGGAGCAUUGGGUCAACGAACAGGAAAAGGAGCGGGUGGCUGAUAUCGAACGGCUGGACGAGAUGGAAGAAUGGCAGCUGCUUGCGCGGCACUACUGCAUUGCCUGGGGGUGGAGAAACGGAAUUGACCCUACAGCCUUCAGUGGCUGGAGCACUCUGCCGUCCCAAUCCAGCGAACAAUAA